Molecule: messenger RNA, 686 nt
Organism: Magnolia sinica
Lineage: Eukaryota; Viridiplantae; Streptophyta; Magnoliopsida; Magnoliales; Magnoliaceae
Exons: 2
Coding region: 61-357 (98 amino acids)
Biological process (GO): regulation of mitotic cell cycle spindle assembly checkpoint
Cellular component (GO): anaphase-promoting complex
Source: RefSeq, a predicted model, not a curated record
GAUGUAGCCGCGUGUCGCCGAGUACGAACAUAGUUCCUGGUUUGAGAGAGAGAGAGAGAGAUGCUAGGGUUCCCAGCUAUGAUGGCCCAGUUCCCAUCUUCAACGUUGAUGCCAUCGUCGAUUCUGCUGCCAUGGCGAUGGCCUCAACCUACCGAUGACGAGCUUCUCCUCAGCCUCGAUGAGUGCAAUCUCGAAGAUAAGUGGAAUGAAAUAAAAAGGAUGAAUAACAACUUGGUUGUGAUUGGGAAAACAACUAUUGACAAUGACAAAGAAGACUUCGAUGCUGAUGCUGAUGACGAUGAUGCUGACAAUGUGGAGGAGUCUGAGGGAGAUGAGUUUGAGCAGGAAGCUGGUUGAUUUGCCUCCAAACUUCAAAACUUUAGUAGCUUUGAUUCGUGAACUUUUGUUUUUGAUGCAUUGAUACUCUGGGCCAGGUCCAUGGCUUCGAUGUCCUUUUCAUCUGACAGCCAAAAAAUCUCUUGCAUUUGCUUUCACAAUUGUUCCAGUGCAUCAGUAGGCAAGGACAAUGAGAAUGAUAAAGAUAAAUCUAAAGCUGAAAGACAUGGAUUUAGUAGAGAAAGGAUGAUAAGAUAAAAAUCUUUUUCAAGCUCAAGUAGCCAAGCUUGGAACCAAACUGAUGAAUGCAAGUGUGGUCAGAUCCAUGGAAGUUAGGUUGAGGAAUUUUA